CAAAGCACGGAAACCCUUUUUGCCCUCAGAGGAAGUUCCUUCGGGCCCACAAAACUAAUGAAAUGUUGUGGUUUACUGGACUUUUAGCGUUUCAUAUUCACCGAGACAUUUUCUGACUACAACAGCUUUCCCAGUGGAGGCUUUCAGUCUGUGCGAGAACCACAAAAGGACUCCAGGGUUUUCUCGAACACGAAAAGCCACGGAAGAUAAAGGAGGAAAGGAAGACGGGGCAGAAAGAAAAAUACUCCGUAAAGAGAAAGGCAAAGUCGGCGUCAAAAUGUUUGGAUUGGAAACCUUGUGGUCUCGCUGCUUACCUCUCUGUGCUCUGGCUUGUUUGGUGGGAGCUGUUUCCCCCGAUUGUUCGUUGCCUUGCAGUUGCCCCCCAGAGCUGCCCCGAUGCCCGGCCGGGGUCAGCCUCCUGACUGACGGUUGCGGUUGCUGCCGGGUGUGCGCGGGGCAGCUCGGAGACGAGUGCAGCCUCGGACAGCCGUGCGAUCAACACAAGGGUCUUCACUGCCACCUGCCUCCUCACCAGUCCGGCCGGCAGACAGGCAUCUGUCUGGACAGGCAGGGUGCUACCUGUGACUUGGGAGGAGUGAUUUACCGGAGCGGUGAGACCUUCCAGCCCAGCUGCAAGUACCAGUGCACCUGCCUGGACGGUGCGAUCGGUUGCAUCCCCUUCUGCACUGACGACAUCCGGCUGCCGAGCCCGGGCUGUCCAUCCCCCCGGCGGGUCAAGGUUCCCGGCCAGUGCUGUGAGGAGUGGGUCUGUGAUGAGUCUCGAAGCGGCCUUGACUUCAGUGUCGCGUUGCCAGUUUACACAAAAGAAGUGACCUUCGGGCCCGACUCAAACCAACUCCACGACAACUGCAUCCUCCAAACCACUGAGUGGAGCGCUUGCUCCCAGCGCUGCGGAAUGGGAAUCUCCACCAGGGUGACCAGCGACAAUCAGGAAUGCCGGCUCGAGAAGCAGACCCGGCUCUGCGUGGUCAGGCCCUGCGACGUCCAGCAGGAGCAGAGCAUCAAGAAAGGCAAAAAGUGCAUCCGAACGGCGAAGCCUUUGCACUCGAUGAAGUUUGAGUUUUCCGGGUGCAGCAGCACCAAGUCCUACCGGCCACGGUUCUGUGGAGUCUGCACGGACGGGCGGUGCUGCACCCCACACUCCACCGUCACCCUGGUCGUGGAGUUCAAGUGUCCCGAGGGCGACCGGAUCAAGAGGAAGAUGAUGUUCAUCAAGUCCUGCUCGUGUCACAGCGACUGCCCCUCCGACAACGACAUCUUCCAGUCCACCUUCCACCGCAAAAUGAUCGGCGAUUACACCGUGCAGACCGGUGACCUCUGGUGACCCGGUGGGGCUCCAGCCCAGCAAUAAUCAAUCCUUGGCGUUCGACAAAGCGCCUUUCUCGCGUCGUUGGGACGUCUCAAAGUGCUUCGCCGGUUGUUACCGUAA
Molecule: messenger RNA, 1450 nt
Organism: Callorhinchus milii (elephant shark)
Lineage: Eukaryota; Metazoa; Chordata; Chondrichthyes; Chimaeriformes; Callorhinchidae
Product: CCN family member 2-like
Exons: 6
Coding region: 278-1345 (355 amino acids)
Biological process (GO): signal transduction; cell adhesion
Cellular component (GO): extracellular matrix; extracellular region
Molecular function (GO): integrin binding; heparin binding
Source: RefSeq, a predicted model, not a curated record